This is a messenger RNA of Vicia faba (fava bean), 708 nucleotides long. Lineage: Eukaryota; Viridiplantae; Streptophyta; Magnoliopsida; Fabales; Fabaceae. The record is from the annotation of a GenBank genome assembly.
AUGGACGACUUUGCUUCAACCCGAAUGAAUGAGUAUGCUUCAUCUUCUUCUCUGGUUUUGGAUAGAGAAAGAGGAGAGCUUGUGGAAGCAUCCGUGAAACUGGAAGGCAAAGGUGUUUCACCUGAGAGAACUGUUGAAGCUUUGAGGAAUCAUAGUGAAGCUGAGAGGAGAAGAAGAGCAAGAAUUAAUUCACAUCUUGAUACACUUCGUAAUGUUAUUCCAGGUGCUAAUAAGUUGGACAAAGCAUCUUUACUAGCUGAAGUUAUUACACAUUUGAAAGAGCUAAAAACAAAUGCAGCACAAGCGAGUGAAGGACUAAUGAUACCUAAGGACAAUGAUGAGAUAAGAGUUGAAUCACAAGAAGGUGGAUUAAAUGGUUUCCCUUAUUCAAUUAGAGCAUCACUAUGUUGUGAAUACAAACCAGGUUUAUUGUCUGAUAUAAGACAAGCACUUGAUGAACUUCAUCUUAUGAUAAUAAGGGCAGAGAUUGCUACUUUAGGAGGUAGAAUGAAGAAUGUCUUUGUCAUAAUUAGUUGCAAAGAACAGAAUUUCGAAGAUGCCGAGUAUCGACAGUUUCUCGUUGGAUCGGUUCAUCAAGCUCUUAGAUCUGUACUUGAUAGAUUUUCUGUUUCACAAGAUAUUUUAGAAACUAGAAAGAGGAGGAGGAUUUCUAUAUUCAGUUCUUCAUCUUUAGGAGAUUUCUUAUAA